Messenger RNA from Funneliformis geosporum, 317 nucleotides. NCBI's taxonomy places the organism in Eukaryota, Fungi, Glomeromycota, Glomeromycetes, Glomerales, Glomeraceae. The record is from the annotation of a GenBank genome assembly.
AAAAUAAUCAUUUUCCAACAUUUACUCAAUUAUAUAUUUAUGAUACUGAACAUGAAAAUGAAAAUCGAAUAAAUAUUAUGCAAGAUUUAAAUCAUGAUAUUUUAUUAUAUUUACAAAAUAUGCUAGAUAAAUGCAAUCUAUAUAUUCAAAGUUUUCGUCAAGUAAGAAAUAUUAUUUUAUCAAAUAUAACUUCUAAAAUUUCAAUGAUAAUUCAUAGUAAUAGAACACAUAAUCCACAUCAUUAUAAUGCUCCUGCUUCUUCUGAUAUAGCUGUAAUUAUGAUUGGUGAUGGUCAUAAUAUAGAAUUAACCAAUUGA